UCCUCCCAGCUCCCCCACUCAUGCACCAGUUUACCUCUAGAGGUCAUCAGGCAGGAUUUACGACUGGACAACAAAAGCACGUGAUUCCAAGUCGUACCCCAUAUUUGGGUGCCUACGUAGGAGGGAACCAAGUACAUGUCCCAGUCAUUUCCAUAAUUCAUCAUAAAUUGUGCAAGGGUGCUAUAGACGCACAAAACGACCCAGAGCCACAAAUCAAGCACACACAUAUCAAAAAACAAAUGAGCUCUUAUUUUGUAAACUCAUUUUGCGGUCGCUAUCCAAAUGGCCCGGACUACCAGUUACAUAAUUAUGGAGAUCACAGCUCGGUGAACGAGCAAUACAGGGAUUCAGCAGGCAUGCAUUCCAGCAGGUACGGAUACGGCUACAAUGGCAUGGAUCUCAGCGUUGGGCGAACAGCUUCCAACCACUUUAGUGCCAGUGACAGAGCAAGAAAUUACCCAUCCAACCCAACCUCCUCUACAGAGCCAAGGUAUAGCCAACCUGCAGGGUCUUCACAUUCUCCAAGUCCACCUGACCCUCUGCCCUGCAGUGCUGUGCCCACCCCGCCUGUCAGCGAGAGUCACCCAGGAGUCAAAAACUCUCUAACAAACUCCAACAGCAGCAACAACACGUCCAAUGCCAGCAGCACCAGCAGCAAUAGUGCCAGCAUUAGCAGGGAAGGGCUUGGUGCUUCUUCUUCUGGUGCUGAGGAGGACAUUCCAGCCAGCAGCGACCAGGCAAGUUCACAGAACGGCCAGAGCCCUGCUCCUUCAGUGCAACCCCAGAUCUACCCCUGGAUGAGAAAACUGCACAUAAGUCAUGACAAUAUAGGAGGACCAGAGGGGAAGAGGGCUAGGACAGCUUAUACACGCUACCAAACUCUGGAGCUGGAGAAAGAAUUCCAUUUUAACAGAUAUCUGACCCGCCGAAGGAGGAUUGAGAUAGCCCAUGCCCUGUGCCUAUCCGAGAGACAAAUCAAAAUCUGGUUUCAGAACAGAAGAAUGAAAUGGAAAAAGGAUAAUAAGCUGAAAAGUAUGAGUAUGGCAGCUGCAGGGGGUGCAUUCCGCCCAUAGAUGCUUUCAAGUGUUAGAAUACUGUCACCAUAGACUUUCUAGGACUCUUGUGUGUGACUUCAGUGAAGAAACCUGUUUUUUUGUCCCUAUCAUAUCCUAUCCAGUCCAUGAUGAGCCCCUUCUGUCGGAGGAAUAUAGCUGCGGCUGCUUUAUGUACAUGUUAUGUUUUUUUGGAUGGCAAUGUCUUGACAAUUGUAAAUGUUUUAACUUAUUUGACUAUGUAAAACGCUAUGUGUUACUUGAAGGAACAGAACAAAAAAACAAACAAACAAAAAACCUCUUGAUUUCUAAUGUUCUGUGUUGCAUUCAAUUUGCAAAAAAAAAAAAGCUGUAAAUGUUUGUGAAGUGUAACUAUGUUUGAAUACUUCAAAGCGUCUACCUACGUUUCCAGAUAAUACUACCUAUGUGAAUACUAUGUUGUAGAGGUGACUUGUGUUAGUGUGGUGAGUAGUGACACAAACUGUGACCCCCCCCCAAAAAAAACAGUCUGUCCUAGCUGUGCCUUUUUGUAUCUCAUGAUGACUCUGCACGACCUCUUGUAAAGUGGCUGUCACCGGCAGCCAAGUCUAUGUAAUAUGUGUUUGUUCAGAAAGUUAACGAUAUAGUCCAGCUUGGCUGUUUAAGCAAUUGCUACAUAUAUUUUUUUUUUUGUAAUUUUUUUUUCAUGAAAAAAAAAAAUAUGACUGGAAAAAAAAUAAACUUUCUAC
Bufo gargarizans (Asiatic toad) is the source of this 1780-nucleotide messenger RNA. RefSeq names its product homeobox A5 (gene HOXA5). Gene Ontology annotation, cellular component: nucleus. Gene Ontology annotation, molecular function: DNA-binding transcription factor activity, RNA polymerase II-specific; RNA polymerase II cis-regulatory region sequence-specific DNA binding. The transcript has 2 exons. NCBI's taxonomy places the organism in Eukaryota, Metazoa, Chordata, Amphibia, Anura, Bufonidae. The record is from RefSeq and is a predicted model, not a curated record. Gene Ontology annotation, biological process: regulation of transcription by RNA polymerase II; anterior/posterior pattern specification. The coding region runs from base 21 to 1073 and encodes 350 amino acids.